Molecule: messenger RNA, 139 nt
Organism: Racocetra persica
Lineage: Eukaryota; Fungi; Glomeromycota; Glomeromycetes; Diversisporales; Gigasporaceae
Source: the annotation of a GenBank genome assembly
AUGUGGUUCUUUGUAAAAAAUUAUGGUAGUGGACCAAAAGAUUUAAAAGACCUUAUUCCAUAUAAUAAAAGAUUUGUGGAAAUGUUUAUUGCAAGAUUUCCUAUGAAUCGUGAAAGAAUUUUAGCAAAACUUGAUUCUU